This is a messenger RNA of Micropterus dolomieu (smallmouth bass), 1931 nucleotides long. RefSeq names its product cytosolic 5'-nucleotidase 3-like. Gene Ontology annotation, molecular function: magnesium ion binding; 5'-nucleotidase activity. Lineage: Eukaryota; Metazoa; Chordata; Actinopteri; Centrarchiformes; Centrarchidae. Gene Ontology annotation, cellular component: cytoplasm. The record is from RefSeq and is a predicted model, not a curated record. The transcript is spliced from 9 exons. The coding region runs from base 159 to 1028 and encodes 289 amino acids.
AACGUUGCAAAACGUUGCAAAACAUUUUGAGAUUGAACUCGCCCCAUGGUUCUGUCAACGUAGUAACGUUAACGGUACACAAUCAACCCAGACCGACAACCGUUGACACGACUCUUGUCAAAAAUAACCAUAACAGAUCGGCAAUCCAUUUCAAGAAAAUGAUUCCAGAGUUGUCCAACCCCUCGGUGUGUAUGAGAGACCCUCAGAAGGUACAGGAGAUCCUGCAGUCCAUGGUGAGAGCUGGCUCCAACACCGUACAGGUGAUCUCAGAUUUUGACAUGACCCUGACAAGAUUUGCAUACAAUGGCAAAAGGUGUCCUACCUGCCACAAUAUUCUUGACGACAGCAAACUUAUCUCCAGUGACUGCAAAGAAAAGCUGAAGGAGCUGCUCAACACAUACUACCCUAUAGAGAUCGACUCUUCACGGUCAGCAGAGGAAAAGCUGCCCCUUAUGGUGGAGUGGUGGACUAAAGCCCAUGAACUACUGGUACAGCAAGAGAUUAGGAAAGACCUGUUGGCUGUGGCUGUGCGGGAGUCUGAUGCCAUGCUGAGGGACGGCUACAAGCUCUUUUUUGACCACCUCAAUGAGCACAGCAUCCCUCUGCUAAUCUUCUCUGCUGGAAUAGGAGACAUCCUAGAAGAGGUUAUUCGCCAGGCUGGGAUCUUCCACCCCAACGUCAAAGUCUUCUCCAACUACAUGGACUUUGAUGAGUCUGGAGUGUUGAGGGCUUUCAAGGGAGAGCUGAUCCACGUCUACAAUAAAAGGGAGGGCGCGCUUCUCAACACCGGCCAUUUCCAGGAGCUGCGGACGCGGCCUAACGUGCUACUACUGGGAGACUCUCUGGGAGAUCUGACCAUGGCUGACGGGGUGCAGGACAUGGAAAACAUCCUCAAGAUCGGGUUCCUGAAUGACAAGGUGGAAGAGCGGAAGCAGUCCUACGUGGACACAUAUGACAUUGUGCUGGUAAAAGAUGAGACCUUGGAUGUCCCUAAUGCUAUACUGCUCUACCUCACUGGCAAUAAGUAACCUGAGAAAGUUUUUUUGGUGGGGGGGUUCACAACGAAUGUGUCAUUAUUCUUUAAUUUACAAAAUGAUUCGUUGACAGCCGCACCUCAGGCACGCCACAUCUCCCUUUUAUAUCUUUGUCCAUCGGUCUUCCUCUCGCGUUUAUAGUUAAACUGCUUUGGGACCAUAACUGUAUGUGAUGAUUGAUCUGAUUCUGAAAGCCAGAUUUGUUCUCUGUGUACCUACUGUGCAGCGUGUAACGUGUGUGUGUGUGUGUGUGUGUGUGUGUGGUCUGUAUGUCUGUAUGUGUGGUUAUGGGUUGGUAUGGGUUUGUUUCAGGGAAAGGCCUGUUCAGAGUUUUGGUCUUCAUAUAGGAUGUAAUGAUAAAGGGAAAGAAAAACGCACAACAGAAAUGUCAGCACUUGACUGAAUUUUAACCUGAAACCUGACGUUUUAAAAAAUAGUAACAAAACAAAUAUUUUAUGUCUUCAGGUUCUGGUCAAGCUUUUUUUAUGGAAACUAGUGUUUUAACACCUCAGUGCUACUUUGUGGUUAACUAUGACAAAAACACAAAUAUGUAGUAACUUUCUUAAAGUAAGAACUAACUGCUACCUCAGUGUUACAAAAAAACCCAAUGUAGGAUUUUUGAAAUUUGGUUAGUACUUAUUAUACCUUCACAGUCAUUGUAGCUGUACGGUUUUGGAAAAGCUGAUUCAACUGUUACUUUCUGCAAGGCAACAAAGAAAAGUUUCCAAAACCUUUAUAACUGAGGAUUAACAUUAUUUUCUUCUUUUGACCGAGCACAUCACCUCUUCAUAUGUUCCAACUUGUCUCAAGUAAAAAUGUGGUUUCAUCUGUUUCUUUGUCACAGUUGUCCUAUUUCAUUAACCUGAUUUUAAUGAAUAAAAAAUGUCUUCAAUGAAA